Molecule: messenger RNA, 1846 nt
Organism: Arachis duranensis
Lineage: Eukaryota; Viridiplantae; Streptophyta; Magnoliopsida; Fabales; Fabaceae
Exons: 2
Coding region: 319-1326 (335 amino acids)
Source: RefSeq, a predicted model, not a curated record
GACACAAGGGAGAGAAAGAGAUAGGAGAGAGAGAGAGUUUGUGUCAUGUUAAAUGGCAUUAGACCUGUCAGGACAAAAAAUAAAAUAAAAUAAAAUAAAAAACCAUUUCAUAACCACCUUCUUCUAAUUCACCUUCCUCUGAGUUCCCCCCCUCUCAGAAAGAAAAAAAGGAGAAAUGUACCUUUGAUCUCACUUUCAUGGUUCUUAGUGCUCAUGAUUCCUUCACACAAUCCAAAAAACAAGAAAGACCCAUAAUUUGCUUCACAAAAAAGUUCAGAUCUUUGUGCCUUCUCACACAAAAUUUUCAUCAUUAACAGUAUGAGGGACAUAGUAUCUUGUUUCAGUGAAAACGCAGUGAAUGUGUCUAAUUACACUUCAUGUUCUUCAAGCUACGCAUCAAUCAACAACCCUUGCAUCAUUAACCAAACAACACUUUCUUCUUCAUCACCUUCAAUCCAAAACUCAGUUUCCAGUGUCUACAAAUUGGUCCUCUCCACCUUGAAGCAGCUCUUGUUCACUGUCACAUGGUGCAGAAGCCACUCCAACCAAGGACUCACCAUAAGCUUCGGUAAUAAUGAGGUUCAUGACCCUUCAUCAGCACCACCAACGUUUAGGCUCAACACAAAUUCAAGGUUCUUUAGGAAGAAGAAAGGAAGCAAAUUGAUUGAGUUAUGUGAUGAAUCAUCAUCAAAGAUUGAAGUGUUUUGGGACCUGUCAAAUGCAAGAUAUGAAUCUGGGCCUGAACCAGUUGAAGGUUUCUAUUUGGUGAUCGUUGUUGACUCAGAAGUAGGCCUAGUCCUCGGCGGCGAUGCGGCGGAGGAAUUCACCUCAAAGAAGCUCAAAUCGAACUCCAUGGUAACAAAAACAUCGCUGCUAUCAAGGAGAGAGCAUUGUUCAGGGACAACACAGUACACAACAAAGGCUCAAUUCUGUGAAACUGGAACAUUUCAUGACGUGUUGAUAAGGUGCACCAUGGAGAAUGAAGAAGGGGUGCACAGUAAGAACCAUCACCACCACCACCCUCACCCUCACCCUGUUCUCUCUGUUUGCAUUGAUAAGAAGACAGUGAUCCGCGUGAAGAGGCUUCAGUGGAAUUUCAGAGGGAACCAAACAAUUUUUGUUGAUGGGUUGCUCGUGGAUUUGCUUUGGGAUGUUCAUGAUUGGUUCUUCAAUCCAAAUGCAAAUGCAGGUUCUGGUUAUGCAGUGUUUAUGUUCAGAACAAGAAGUGGCUUAGAUAGCAGGUUGUGGUUAGAAGAGAAGACACCACACAAAGAUAAAGACAGAAUUGAAUUCUCCUUGUUGAUCUAUGCCUGUAAGACCUCAUAAGCUAAGGCAAAACACUAAAUUAUUUCUUCAUCCUAAUUAGAACUUUUUUUUUGUUUCUUUUCAUUUUUGUUAGUCGGAUCCUAUUAUCAGAAAUUCGACUAAUGCAAUUCAAAAAUUGGAGUAGUCACUUUUUAGUACAGGUUUUUAAUUUGAAAUCUCAUCACUUGACUUACCCGGUGAUGUUGGAUUUUUUGUUAAUUUUUAUCAAGUUCUUAGUUCUUAGUGAGUUGUUUGAAAAGGAAAAAGAGGAACUUGCUUUAACUCUAGUUUUGCCUUUCAAUCUUAAAAGGGUACACAGUCAUUAAUGUUCUCAUGGGAAAGAGGAAGACAACAGUUUUAAGAGUUACAGAAAAUUUAGUUAGUGUUUAUGACAACAGAACUCGGAACAGUUAGCUAUUAUUCUGCAGUAAACUUCUGUUUGUCUAAAUUUGUUUUCCCUUGGGACAUGUGAGAUAAUGAUUCCCUUGAAUGUUGCAAGAUAUUAGAGUUCUGUCAUUGGAGAAAAAUAUCCAAAUUCUUA